UACCAAUACGUACGCACAAAUGUGUAUCUAAACAUCACAUAGUAUAUAGUUAUUUUAUCAAAUCUUGUAUUAUCAAUUUCUCUCUCUAUUCAUAUCAUCUUAUCUCUCAAGUUCUUGAUUUUGAAUCUUUUAAGUAAUUAAAGAUGGGUAAAGACAAGCACCACGAACAAGACAAAGGAUUCUUCUCACAUCAUAACCAUCACGGACAUGGGUAUCCACCGGGAGCUUAUCCUCCACCACCGGGAGCUUAUCCUCCACCAGGGGCUUACCCUCCACAAGGUUAUCCUCCGCCACCUCACGGCUAUCCACCGGUCGCUUAUCCACCUCCUCCCGGCGCUUAUCCUCCUGCCGGUUAUCCCGGACCCUCCGGUCCUCGUCCAGGUCUUGGAGGAGGAGUCGGGGGAUUGAUAGCAGGAGCGGCAACAGCGGCCGCGGCUGCAAUGGGAGGUCACCACGCAGGUCAUCACGGAGGCUACGGGCACCACGGCCACGGAAAAUACAAAAGAGGGUUUUUUGGAGGAGGGAAGUAUAAGCGAGGGAAGCACAGUAUGUUCGGAGGAGGGAAGUACAAGCGUGGUAAGCACGGCAUGUUCGGAGGCAAGCAUGGCAUGUUCGGACGAAGGAAGUGGAAAUGAUUCAUAAUCUCAUUCCUCUCUACAUAUAUUUAACAACUUAAUAUUAAGCUUAUAUAUUUAAAUCUGUGUGUCAUUGUGUUUAUUAUUUGUGCUUAAGUACAUGUACGAUUUAUAAAACUCUUUAAUAUAUUUAGUUGAAUUUUGUCUUAUGAAUGUUAAAUUAAUGGUGAAGGA
This is a messenger RNA of Camelina sativa (false flax), 809 nucleotides long. RefSeq lists its product as uncharacterized. The record is from RefSeq and is a predicted model, not a curated record. NCBI's taxonomy places the organism in Eukaryota, Viridiplantae, Streptophyta, Magnoliopsida, Brassicales, Brassicaceae.